Molecule: messenger RNA, 553 nt
Organism: Anoplophora glabripennis (Asian longhorned beetle)
Lineage: Eukaryota; Metazoa; Arthropoda; Insecta; Coleoptera; Cerambycidae
Gene: Burs
Product: bursicon
Exons: 4
Coding region: 28-537 (169 amino acids)
Biological process (GO): animal organ morphogenesis
Molecular function (GO): receptor ligand activity; BMP binding
Source: RefSeq, a predicted model, not a curated record
CUGGUGUGAAAAUAUCCUAAUAUUGGAAUGUUACCACAAGUUGCAAAUUUAGUUUUAACGAAAGUAUGGAAACUGGGUACAUUAUUCGUAAUUAUUGCAACCAUGUCCAUGGACCCAAGAUUAACGAAUAUUAAAAAUUUACAAGCUGAAGCAGCAAGCAGUGUAGAUGAAUGCCAGGUUACGCCAGUAAUACACGUUUUACAGUAUCCUGGUUGUGUUCCAAAACCAAUACCGAGUUUUGCAUGCAUCGGAAGAUGUGCAUCUUACUUACAGGUGUCAGGGAGCAAGAUAUGGCAAAUGGAAAGAUCAUGCAUGUGUUGUCAGGAAUCUGGGGAGAGAGAAGCUUCUGUGUCGUUAUUUUGUCCAAAAGCAAAACCGGGAGAAAGAAAGUUCAUAAAGGUAACGACUAAAGCUCCGUUAGAAUGCAUGUGUAGACCAUGCACAGGAGUAGAAGAAAGCGCAGUAAUCCCACAAGAAAUGGCGGGUUAUUCAGAUGAGGCAUUAUCAGGGCAUUUUUUAAAGUCUCACCAAUUGUGAACAUGAAAUAUAUUUU